Messenger RNA from Rana temporaria (common frog), 1678 nucleotides. RefSeq names its product small RNA binding exonuclease protection factor La (gene SSB). The record is from RefSeq and is a predicted model, not a curated record. The coding region runs from base 117 to 1346 and encodes 409 amino acids. Gene Ontology annotation, biological process: RNA processing; positive regulation of translation. Gene Ontology annotation, cellular component: cytoplasmic stress granule; ribonucleoprotein complex; cytosol. Gene Ontology annotation, molecular function: RNA binding. The transcript has 12 exons. Lineage: Eukaryota; Metazoa; Chordata; Amphibia; Anura; Ranidae.
UAGUGCAUGCCGGGAGGGGGCGGUACUGAGCCGGCACUGCCUUUAAAUCUGCGCGUCAUACAACGGCCGGAGCCGAGUGGUAGUGUGGAGGAAAGACGACGAGUUCAGGAUUUGUAAUGGCAGAAAAUGGUGAUAAAGAACAAGCGUCCGAUCUGGACACAAAGAUCUGUCAGCAGAUUGAGUACUACUUUGGCGAUCAUAACCUUCCACGAGACAAAUUCCUAAAGGAACAGAUUUCCCUUGAUGAUGGCUGGGUGCCUCUGGAAACUAUGAUCAAGUUUAACAGGUUAAACAAAUUGACGACUGAUUUUGGAAUAAUUUUGGGGGCACUUAAAAAAUCCAAGUCGGGCCUGCUGGAAAUUGAUGAAGAAAAAUCCAAAAUUAGAAGAAAUCCCAGCAAACCUUUGCCAGAAGCCACAGAAGAGUACAGAAACACUGUUAAGAAUAAAUCGGUUUACAUUAAAGGCUUUCAGCUGGACACAUCCCUUGAUGAAAUAAAGGGAUGGUUGGAAGACAAGGGUCCCAUUGAGAACAUCCAAAUGAGGCGAGCACUCGAUAAGACCUUCAAGGGCUCAGUCUUUAUUGUAUUUGAGACAGAAGAUGCUGCCAAGAAAUUCUUGGAGAAAAAAGACCUUAAAUAUAAAGACUCUGAUAUGAUCAUAUUAUCCAAGGAAGAAUAUUUUUCAAAGAGGAGUGAAGAAAGGAAGCAGAAGCAGUCGGAGUCAAAAGCAAAAAACAAGCAGGAGAAGGCAGAUGCCCAGAAACAAGCCGAAGAUGCUGAAAUGAAAACCUUGGAAGAACAGACUGGCUGCCUCUUAAAAUUCUCAGGAGACUUGGACAAUAUGACUUCCAGAGAAGAUCUUCAUGACUUAUUUCAAGAUCACGGUGAAAUAAAGUGGAUUGACUUCAGUAGGGGUGCUAAGGAGGGAAUUAUCCUGUUUAAGAGUAAUGCAAAGGAAGCCUUGGAGAAGGCCAAGGCAGCAAAUAAAGACAACUUACAGUUGAAAGGAAAGGAUGUAACUUGGGAGCUUCUAGAGGGUGAUGUAGAGAUGGCUGCACUGAAGAAAAUCAUGGAAGCCCAACAAGAAAGCUACAAUAAGUGGAAAGGCCCUAAAGGUGGUAAGAAAUUUAAAGGCAAAGGAAGGGGAGGUAAAGGAAAUGACAGUUCAUCCAGGAAGAGAAUCCAGUACCAAGGAAAGAAAAAGAAGUUUGAAAGCAGUGAUGAAGAGGACGCAGAAGAAGGAACAGGUGAUGCCAGGAAUGGAAGUCCCAAGAAGAGGCAGCUGGAGGAGAAAUCCCCUGAAGCACCAGUGGCAAAGCAACAGAAGACUGCAGAAGACCAGUAACUCUGCCUGGGGUUUUAGAUGUGUUUUUAUAACAAAAAAUAAAAUUCCAAAAAAUAGCGAAUGCAUAUUUUAAGUCUACAGAUGCUGAAUGUCAGUCGAGUGAGAAUCUGAUGAAAUCCACAUUUAUGUCAACCUGCAACGAUUUUUUUAUUUUGGUUACUUUUUGAGUCAUUGAAUGAAUGGCACUUGUAAAAUUUGCUAACUGAAACUUUAUAUUUAUGUUAAUACAAACACUUUUUUGUUUGUUUAAUACAGGUUAGUAACUCUUCUGGGAAGUAUGUACUUUGACACCUUACAUGUAAUAUAUUCAAUAAAAAGUAGAUUGUACUUGG